Messenger RNA from Delphinapterus leucas (beluga whale), 4938 nucleotides. NCBI's taxonomy places the organism in Eukaryota, Metazoa, Chordata, Mammalia, Artiodactyla, Monodontidae. The record is from RefSeq and is a predicted model, not a curated record.
GUGAUUUUUUCUUUGAGGUCGCUUUUCCUGCCUCCGUUUACCCCAUCGGGGCUCGUCAUUAUCCACAAAUCUCAAUUAUAUGACGUUUGUGUAAUUUGCAAUGUAAUUUUACUCCCAAUCACCUUCCUUCUGCCUUUUUUCGCUUCCCAGAAGACAAAUCAGAUUCCUCCGUGGGGCUACUUUUUCCCCUUAAAAUGCAAAAUCUCUGCCCCACUUCUCUUCAAAAAGCAAAAUAUGAAGAGGCCUUACUAUUUUAUUCUGUCCCUGGCUUCCCUUCCCUAUCCUAAUUUUAGGCAGCGUGUGGCUGAGGACAUUAAGAACUAUUUCAACUUGGCCUCAGUAGAUGAAGCUCUGUUGGAAGUGUGCAGAAUAUUGGAUAGAGGCCUGUAUUAUCUAAGAUUUCUGUACAAAUGUCAGGUAUGACAGAAGUUAAAGACUCCAGGAGAGAUGUCUUGUUUCUACUGGGUGGGUAAGAACAAGAAUCUUGGAGUUGGAUACACCUGACCUGCCUGUAAAAGCUGUUUAUGUCCUUGGGCAGGCUAUUUCAUCCCUUUAUGCUACAAUUUCCUUAAAUAUAACGUAGAUGUGGUAAAAUUCAAUUCAUAGGGCUGUUGAGUGUGUCACAUGAGCUGAUACUUCAGCGUGUCUCUGGCGUGGUGCCUGAAGAAGACACUCCCUAUGCCACCAGUACUGUUCCACCUUUUGUGUUCUCAUAAUACCCUUUAGUCUUAUCGGGCAAGGCAUGCUACUUAGCCUUGGUUGAUUUUCCCAGGCCUUCCCUGAUUUUUUUCUUCUACAGGGGCAUCUUUGACCCAGAGAAUAUAUCAGAGCUUUCGCUCCAACCUGCUUCAGGGUCAAGUCGAACUCUCCUGUUGCUUUUCCUCACUGGAGAGAACUACCAUUCAUUGAGCUCCUGCUGUGUGCCACAUAUUUUUAUGUUUUAUUUAAUGCAACCAUCCUAGGAGCCCCUCAACUUUGGCCAGAAUGGAGCAGCCGAAGGGGGUUGAUUGGACGGUCAUCAUCCUGACAUGCCAGUACAAGGACAGCGUCGAGGUCUUCCAGAGAGAGCUGGAGAUACGGCAGAAGCGAGAGCAGAUCCCCGCCAGGACGCUGCUGUUGGCCGUGGAAGACCCUGAGGUUCAUGUGGGCAGUGGAGGAGCCACCCUCAACGCCCUGCUGGUGGUUGCUGAGCACCUGAGUGCCCGUGCGGGCUUCACUGUGGUCACAUCAGAUGUUCUGCACUCGGCCUGGAUCCUCAUCCUGCACAUGGGCCAAGACUUCCCCUUCGAUGACUGUGGCCGGGCCUUCACCUGCCUCCCUGUGGAGAACCCCCAGGCCCCUGUGGAGGCCGUGGUCUGCAACUUGGACUGCUUGCUGGACAUCAUGAGCCAUCGGCUGGGCCCAGGCUCCCCGCCAGGCGUGUGGGUUUGCAGCACCGACAUGCUGCUGUCUGUUCCUCCAAACCCAGGGAUCAGCUGGGACGGCUUCCGGGGAGCCAGAGUGAUCGCCCUUCCGGGGAGCACGGCCUAUGCCCGGAACCAUGGUGUUUACCUCAUGGACUCCCAGGGCUUCGUUUUGGACAUUUAUUACCAAGGCACUGAGGCAGAGAUACAACGAUGUGCCAGGCCUGAUGGGCGGGUGCCACUGGUUUCUGGGCUUGUCUUCUUCUCUGUGGAAACUGCUGAGCACCUCCUGGCCACCCAUGUGAGCCCGCCUCUGGACGCCUGCACCUACAUGGGCUUGGACUCCGGAGCCCGGCCUGUCCAGCUGUCUCUAUUUUUUGACAUCCUGCUCUGCAUGGCCCGGAACGUGAGAAGGGAGGACUUCCUGGUGGGGCAGCCCCCAGAGAUGGGGCAAGGUGAUGCAGACAUCGCAGGUUAUCGGCAUGGAGCCCGGGCUGAGCUGUGGAGGGAGCUUCGGGAUCAGCCCCUCACAGUGGCAUAUGUCCCUGACGGCAGCUACAACUACAUGACCAACUCAGCCAGUGAGUUCCUGCACAGUCUCACAUUCCCGGGGGCUCCUGGGGCCCAGGUCGUGCACUCCCAGGUGGAGGAGCGGCAGCUACUGGGGGCCGGGAGCUCUGUGGUCAGCUGCCUGCUGGAGGGCCCCGUCCAGCUGGCUCCUGGGAGUGUCCUGCAGCACUGCCACCUGCGGGACGCCUGCCCGCUCCCCUGCCAGGGCCCCAUUCACAUCGGCACCGGCUGCUUCGUGAGUGGCCUGGACGUGGCCCAGUCCGAGGCACUGCACGGCUUGGAGCUGCACGACCUCGUCCUGCAGGGACACCAUGUGCAGCUGCACGGCACCCGCAGCCGGGCCUUCACCCUCGUUGGCCGUCUCGACAGCUGGGAAAGACAGGGGACAGGAACGUAUCUCAACAUGUCUUGGAGUCAGUUCUUCCAGAAGACAGGCAUUCGGGACUGGGACCUGUGGGACCCAGACAUGCCCCCCAUUGAGCGCUGCCUUCUCAGUGCCCGUCUCUUUCCCGUGCUCCACCCCUCGAGGGCCCUGGGGCCCCAGGACAUGCUGUGGAUGCUGGACCCCCAGGAGGCUGGGAGCAAGGCCCUGCGGGCUUGGCGAGCCUGCUGGCGUCUGUCAUGGGAGCAGCUGCAGCCGUGCCUGGAUCGGGCUGCCACACUGGCCUCCCGCCGGCACCUGUUCUUCCGCCAGGCCCUGCAUAAGGCGCGGCACGUGCUGGAGGCCCGACAGGACCUCAGCCUGCGCCCGCUGAUCCAGGCUGCUGUGCGCGAGGGCUUUCCUGGGCCCCUGAUGGCCACCCUGGACCAGGUGGCAGCUGGUGUGGGAGACCCUGGCGUGGCAGCCCGGGCACUGGCCUGUGUGGCGGAUGUCCUGGGCUGCAUGGCAGAGGGCCAAGGAGGCUUACGGAGUGGGCCAGCUGCCAACCCUGAGUGGGUGCGGCCCUUCUUGUACCUGGAGUGUGGAGACCUGGCGCGGGGCGUGGCGGCGCUUGCCGAGGAGCGGGACAAGUGGCUGAGCAGACCAGCCUUACUAGUACGAGCUGCCCGCCACUACGAGGGGGCUGGGCAGAUCCUGAUCCGCCAGGCUGUGAUGUCAGCCCAGCACUUUGUCUCCUCGGUGCCGGUAGAGCUGCCAGCACCUGGGCAGUGGGUGGUGGCUGAGUGCCCGGCUCGAGUGGACUUCUCUGGGGGCUGGAGUGACACGCCACCCCUUGCCUAUGAGCUUGGUGGGGCAGUGCUGGGCCUGGCUGUGCGAGUGAAUGGCCGCCGGCCCAUUGGGGCCAGGGCUCGCUGCAUCCCAGAGCCCGAGCUGUGGCUGGCAUUGGGACCUCGGCAGGACAAGAUGGCCACGAAGAUAGUAUGCGGGAGCCUGGAUGACCUGCAGGAUUACUGCCAGCCCCAUGCCCCAGGGGCGCUGUUGAAGGCGGCCUUCAUCUGUGCGGGGAUCGUGAGUGUCCACUCCAAGCUCUCGCUGAGUGAGCAGCUGCUGUGUACCUUUGGGGGCGGCUUUGAGCUGCAUACCUGGUCUGAGCUGCCCCAUGGCUCUGGCCUUGGCACCAGCAGCAUCCUGGCGGGGGCUGCCCUGGCCGCCUUGCAGCGGGCCGCAGGCCGGGCGGUGGGCACGGAGGCCCUGAUCCACGCAGUGCUGCAUCUGGAGCAGGUGCUUACCACAGGAGGUGGCUGGCAGGACCAAGUGGGUGGCCUAAUGCCUGGCAUCAAGGUGGGGCGCUCCCGGGCUCAGCUGCCGCUGAAGGUGGAAGUGGAAGAGAUCACUGUGCCUGUGGGCUUUGUCCAGAAGCUCAAUGACCACCUGCUCCUGGUGUACACUGGCAAGACCCGUCUGGCCCGGAAUUUGCUGCAGGACGUGCUGAGGAGCUGGUAUGCCCGGCUGCCUGCCGUUGUGCAGAAUGCCCGCAACCUGGUGCGGCACACUGAGGAGUGUGCUGAAGCCUUCCGCCAAGGGAGCCUGCCUCUGCUGGGCCAGUGCCUGGCAUCAUACUGGGAGCAGAAGAAGCUCAUGGCUCCAGGCUGUGAGCCCUUGGCUGUGCGGCGUAUGAUGGAUGCCCUGGCCCCCCACGUGCAUGGCCAGAGCCUGGCAGGGGCAGGCGGCGGGGGCUUUCUCUACCUAUUGACCAAGGAGCCGCGGCAAAAGGAGGCUCUGGAGGCUGUGCUGGCCAAGACUGAGGGCCUCGGAAACUACAGCAUCCACCUGGUAGAAGUGGACACUCAGGGCCUGAGCCUGCAGCUCCUGGGGGACUGAGACCUCAGCCUGAUGCCCCUUCUCAUGAGGCUUGUCCCUCUGCAAGAGGAGAAAGCCUGGAGCUAUAGCAGGCCCUCCCUUCCUUCCCCCAUGGGAGCGCUCAAUCUUCUACUCUCCACCCACUUCUUUGUGAAUCUGCUUCCAAAGGAAGCCAACCUGAGCUCAGGCCCAGCCCCUUCUAAAAGUUGGUGAAGCACAGAUGGUGCUUGGGAACAGGACUGUGACCUCCUGGUUGACAGUGGCCUAGGCUUGGUGUCUGCCCCAUCUGGACACAGGAAGGUCCUAAGUUCAGCGUCCACUGUGACCUUUACAAAUCUGGUGGCCCAGCUUGGGCCUUGGCCUUCUCACUCUCCAUGAGGGGCUGGAAGAAGGGGAUGACAACCAGCCUUGGCAGAUGGCUGGGUUCCCUUGGUAAGGCCGACCCUGAAGAGGCCCUCUGAGGCAUUUCCUAUGGCCUUCCUUAGAGGUCAGGCUUUUGCCUGAGUAGAGACUUCCUGUUCCACACUCACUCCCAAAGCUGACUUAAUGGGGGAGUGGGAACAGGGAUGAGGGUCCACACUCGUGUCUGUGGCAGAGAGCCAGUGCAGUCCUGCAGCAAGUCACUGCUAAUCGUGGCCUUAACCAGCAACUCUGCCAUGUGCCUGUGGGCCGUGAGUUCUCAGGACUGCAAUCUUCUUGGAAUAAAUUCACUCUGCUCUUCAA